Molecule: messenger RNA, 746 nt
Organism: Centruroides sculpturatus (bark scorpion)
Lineage: Eukaryota; Metazoa; Arthropoda; Arachnida; Scorpiones; Buthidae
Exons: 2
Coding region: 156-746 (196 amino acids)
Source: RefSeq, a predicted model, not a curated record
AUCAACCAACCAACCAACCAACCUCUAGUGAACACUUCCCAAUAUUUCUAAAAUACCAAGGCAGAGAAAGCUGUGAAACAGCUUGUCCACCACGCUGGAAACUUGGAACAGCAGAUUGGUCCACAUUCUCCUCUUUGGCUAACAUCACUGAGGAAAUGGUCAAUACUGCAGACAUCAAUGAUGCAGUUGAGGUUGUCACUUCCAGUAUCAUUCAGGCAGCGGAAAAAACAAUGGGGAAAACAUCAACUAGAUAUCCAAAACAUUUUAAACCAUGGUGGAAUCAGAAUUGCGAGGCAGCAUUUAGAGCACAAAAGAAAGCAUGGGGGAUUUUUAGAAGAUACCCCAGUGCUGAAAAUUUGAUAGCUUUCCAAAAAGCAAAGGCAAAUGCCAGAAAAAUCAGAAGGCAAAGCCAAAGGGAUUUUUGGAAGAAGUAUGCUUCUAGCAUAACAUCUUCCACUAGCUCAAAAGCAGUCUGGGAUAAAAUCCACAAAAUUAAUGGGAAAUAUGCUUCUCAUUCUCUGUCCAUGCUGGAAAAUAAUGGCACAGUGAUCAGUGAUAUACAGUGUAUCGCUGAUACAUUGGGUGAAACUGUUUCCUUGUCAUCCAGCAACAUAAUGUAUUCAAGGGAUUUCCAGGCUUACAAAGUGCAAAAGGAAAAGCAACAUUUAAACUUUUACUGCUCAUCUGAUGAGGAAUAUAAUGUGCCAUUUACUAGAAUCAAAUUACAAACAGUGAUUUCUCCAUGA